Molecule: messenger RNA, 1332 nt
Organism: Mucor velutinosus
Lineage: Eukaryota; Fungi; Mucoromycota; Mucoromycetes; Mucorales; Mucoraceae
Exons: 1
Coding region: 1-1332 (443 amino acids)
Source: RefSeq, a predicted model, not a curated record
AUGAACACUGCAAUUCCUUUAUAUCAUCAUCAUCCAUACUCUGGUUACCGCUAUGAGAACACUGCCAGACUCUACUCGCAGUCAACUCCCCCUGAAGAGACAUUUGACGAUGAGGAUCAAAUUCCCUCUGUGGAUGAGUUCCGUGCCAUCAUUGACGACUAUCUAAACAAUCUUAGCCCAAAGAAGAGAGACAAAGCGUUGGUAGAUCAACAUCGCUACUGUCUAAUUCAACAAGUGUUGAGAGAUCCACGAAAUACAGCCAUUUCUACUGCUCAAUUUCGCUUUUGGGUCAAGAAGAUGUUUCAACUUCAGCCAGGAACAACUGAUCUGGUGUGUCAUGACAACAAGCCUGUUGCUAUGAAGGAGCAAAUUUAUGAUAUCUUGGUCAAAGCGCACAGAGAAGCACAUCACGGAGGUAGAGACAAGACUUCAGCAUUGGUAAGAAGACGGUUCUCGUGGAUUCCAAAGGAAUUGGUUGCUCGAUUUGUUCGUCAUUGUCCUUUUUGCAUCACUCGUCGUAACAGUGGUCAUAGUCCAAGCACUCUAAUGUCCAAGAACUCAAGCCCUCGCUCCAGCCGAUACGCAAGGCACGGAUGCCCAUUUGAUUCAAGCGUGCCUAACAUUUGUACACCUACAUCCAUCAAACAAGAAGACAGCGAUCUAUCAUCAGGCCCUCCUUCAUCUGACAGUGGUUAUGAAGCAACUCCCAAUUAUGUAACCAUAUCGACUUCUUCUUCGCCAAGAAGAUCCUAUUUCAGCUCCAUGUACGAUAGAGACGAACCAGACUUUUUGGAUUGUCCUUACGAUCCAGCCUCUUUUGCCAUGAAUAGCAGUUUCCGUACUUCUGGUACCAAUACAGCAGAUCAACGUCAACAACAGCACAAUGUGAUGCAUCCAUUGACCCAUCAUUCACACCCACAACCUCAAUCUCCUUUAUUUUACCAUCAAAAUUAUUCUGGAUAUUCAUUUUACAGCACAGGCUAUUAUCCUAAUGCAUUAGGCAUUACACCUUGCCAAGAAAGCGCGCCUACAACCACUUCUAAUUCCACAUCCACAUCUUCCUCUACGACUACCAACGCUGCUGCCGUUGCUGUUGCCGCCGCCUCUAGUACUGCUGCAGCAGCUGCCGCAGCUGUUGCCUUGAUGCGAUCACCGGGUGCCAAUACAACGGAUCUGCUAUCCCAUCAUCAUCAAGACCAGUACAGCACAACACAGCACCAUCAUUCCAGCAACACUCACCCUCAUCAUCAACAGCAUCACUCAUCCAAUGGCCAUUUUGCUCCGUAUCAACCAUUGAACAUGCCGGAGAAUGCAUUUAGUACCGAUAUCUAA